AUGGUUCUUUUUGCCUGGCACUUGCGAGACAGUGUUGCUGUGAAGGAAGCAAUGCCAACCGCAAUGGAAGCAAUCUUCCCCAAUUUUUUCGCACAAACAAGUAUUGCCAUGGGCCAACAGGCCUUAAAGCAGAGCAAGUCCUUGCUCAGGAAUGCGCAGCUGGCUGUAGACAUGGCUUUGAUGUUGGUAAGGCGCCGUCGCCUUGAACAGCUUGGAACCAGUGCAAGGUAUGGGUGGGCAGAUUCUUCGCCAAUUGCAAAAAGCGAUUGGUUGAUUAGCAAGCACCAGGCAGUCUUGGCAAGCGAUUGCACCGUUCUUUGGGGCUCUUGGAAGGCUCUCGUAGACACUGUGCAAAGCCCGGCAGAUGCUAGCCAGCAGCGGCAAAACCACUUGAAAUCUUUGAUGUCGGGGGUUUGUAUUCACACCCAACCUCCUCAAGCCAUGGGUCUGGGCCUCACAGCUUUGGAGAGUAAGGUCGCCGCCUUGCUUUUCAGUUUGUUUUUGGAAGUCGGCAGCCAGAGUGCCUUGAAAGAUUUUUUGAAGACAUUUGUUUCUUUCACAACAGACAUGGGGACUGAGCUGGGGGCUGCAUCAUUCCUUGUUGAAGACAUGUCCAAAUUGUUGCCUGAAUGGCUAGCAGAACCUCUUCUAGAAAUGGACGUUGAUGAGGGGGACGGAAAUCUUGACAAUGUUGCCGGUGUUGCAGAAAUCCGCUUCAUGCCAAACGCAAUUAUCAUACCUGGAGCCUUGCACAUUUGCAGCAACUUGUGCAAAGACGUGUCUUCCAAGCUUUCGCACUGGGAGCCCUUCCUGCAACAGCUCGCUUUGUUCGAGGGUUUGCUUUGCAUGCGUGACAGGCGAGAGCGGUUCUUGUCAUCAUGUGUGCCAGACACUGCAGAUGAGCGGAAGCUCUUCACGCACUUCAGUGGUAGUCUUUAUGAAAAGCGUUGGGGUGCUGUCAUUAGUUUCUUGCGUAAGUUGUAUCCUUUGCUAGAAGCAUUACAAAAGUAUUGGAGUUCUGAAAAGUACAUGCAAAAUUACCAGCAGAGAGAGAGCGCCGCAGACAAUCAUGAUGCAGAAGAAGGUCACGCAAGGUUUGCAGCCGCAGAUCUUAGCGCAACGUUGGGCAGUGGCAUGUUCCAUGUUUACCUAGCAAUGGUCAUGUCUUUGUUCAACGUAGUGGAGAAUUUGUCUUCCUGGUUCGAGGGUUGUUUGUGUCAUGAUUGGGAGCUGAAGAAGCAUCGUGGGAAGCUUGCGCGAAAUUCUCAAAAAGAGAUUGCUCAGUGCGGCCCUUAUGCGUUCUGUCCAAUGAAGGGCAAGCGUGCUCCGGAGUUGGCAGCAGGAUGUCUGCAGACCACCUUUGACGAAAUUGUCCAGCUGCGCAAGAGAUCCUUGCUUGAAAGCAUCCGCCAACAUGGCCUUGACUCAGAGAGUGAGAGGUGCGUGCUAAGUGAUUUUGAGGCAGGACGACUUUAUAUACAGUUGGGUUUGCAAGUGAAAUUUGAUUUCUGGACUAAGUGCCCAUGGCGUUUAGCAGCACUUGCCCAUCCUCAUGAGGAGCUAGCAAGAGCAUCUGCUCGUGACAUACUAGAGACCGUCAGUUUUCUUGAUGUGGCAGAUCCUGAUUUGGUUCAUCACCCAGUGACACUACGGUUCUUGCACCCAGAUGGACCCUUGCGUUGCAUGGUUGAAGCCUUUGCCUCUGGAGAUCACAUGACCGAUGCAUUGUGUUCUGAAGUAGCAAAGCUGUCUUUCAUGCCAGUUGUUGAGCGUAGCAUUGAGGCCAAACAUUCUUUGAUUUCCCGCAGGGUGCAGAAGAAUUGGCGAUCAGGCCGCAUUGUCAGCCUCACACUGCGCGUGCCAGACAUCAAGGCCGCCAUCGCAGCUGAUGCAAACUUCUUGCAAGAGUUGACAGAUGCUUUUGCUUUGACCCGUGACCCCGUAAAGGCUUCCCACCAGCUCGGCAUUCAGGAGCAUCCAGCUUUAGUGCAAGCGUGUUUUGAUAGCAAGCACAAGAACCAACGGACAGGCAUCCUCAACAGGAUUGUGUACAGGUGUGACUUGGAGUCAAAGUAUGAGGCGCAUGGCCAGGCAAGGGUUGACCAUGAGCAGCGUACGAAGAAGAGAGCUCGUUUAGCUGAGAAGCAGAUCGCCAAAGCAGCGCCGGCAGCAAAGCCACCUGCACGUAGGAAACUCACCCAUGAGGAUCGAUAUGCAGACAUGCUCAGCCACGCCAUCCAGGAUCAUUUCACUAAAGUAGUUUCGUCUGCAACUUCAUCCCGGGUUUAUUCCCUAGACCUUGCCCCUAACGAACAUGGGUGUGGCCCUUCAUUAAAGCCUUUGGAUGCUGUGCUUGAGGGUGAGCGUGUGGCAGGGAUUUCGCAUCGCCGUCAGUUGUCCCAGCUUACGCCAGACAUUGCUUCAGAUGCUUUGGCGCAGCAGAUGCUGAGUUUUGAAGGCCAUGAGGUUGUGCAUUUUCAAGUGGUUCAUGUCGCCCCGAGUAACAUGCGUACUGUUGCUGUGCCGCUAGGUGCAGGGAGGCGACUUGCUAAGGGAGAGAUUGCCAUAUCUGUGCAUGCUUUGCAGGAUCUAGGAGAUGGCAAGCGGCACAUUUCCAUGCAGCCCACAUCCCAGGGUGCGACUUGUGUAGCAAUCCUUUCUGAUCUUUCCGCAGGUGAUUUGACUAUCUUGCAGGAAACUUGCACCGAGUUCGAGCUGGGGCAGCUUGCUUAUUCCAUCAAAGAUUUUGUGCCCCAAACAUGUCAGUCUUGUUGUCAAGCGGUGACUGAGCUUGUUCGCGCUGGUGCAUUCCCUGAUUCUCAUGUGCGCUACGAAGUGGCUUUAGAGAAUGGGCAGGUGCCACAUCCAUGGGAUGAGCUUGAAGGGGCAGGUUUGAUCAGUGUUGUGAUGCUGGAAGGGAGGGAUGCCAAAUCCUAUGCAUUGACCCCAGCAGCAGUUCAAGCUUUGGAAGUUGUUGCCGAGUUGACCAAGCCCAAGCUUGUGUGUGAGCCCCGCGUUGACAUGCCUCUUCAGGAUUGUACAUGCUAUGAGCUCCUGAGGCACCUAGAAGCGGCAGGAUGGACGUGGCAGCCAUUGCCUGAUGCCCCCCAGAAGCGCAGGGCAUUGUCGUAUUCUUCUGGUUGUGACAGAAACUUUUAUUCGGCCGGUCUUCCACAUCCUUUGUACAUGCGGUGUUUGCUGGACGUAGAGAGACUACUUGAUAUUGGAGUCGAGUCCAUUCCACACUGGAGCCCCAAACCAGCAUUAGUGUAUGCGCAGCUAUUGCAGGGCCGCAACAUUCAAGUUAGGGCAGCGCCGCGUUUGAUGUUGCAAGCAGAUGUUGAUGGAGGGGGCGAGUUGCAAGCAGCUGUUGAUGGCGAGGGCGAUGGUGCAGGGGUGCUUGCUCCCGUGUUGGAUGCUGAAGCAGUAGAGGAAGUCCACAAUGAUCCUUUGGAAGCUGAUCAAGUAGAAGUUGUGGAUGGUGACUUGACACCAACCAGCCGUGAACAGCAAAUCGCGGAAUUGCUUGAGUUGAUGGAGUCCACUGAUGAUGAUAAGCCAGCGCCUGAUGCGCCUGAGGUGGCACCGCUUGUUGAACCCCCUCCGCGUGUUGGACAUGCCCCUGCCCGUGCAUCCGGCGCCAAUGAUGCUGAAAGGGGCUCUGUUGUGGAUUCUGCGCCUGCAGUGUCCCAUCUUGCUGAGGCACCAGUUGCGCUUGCAGAUGCUAAUGUUGUUGAAGCACCAAGACUGGCCGUUCCAGCACCUAAACGUGCUGCAAGAACCCGAAAUCUUGUUGAGCCAGGUUGCAUUACUUAUUGGGGGUGUUUUCGCAUCAGCAUGCUUGUUGCAAAGCCUGACUCAAGACCAUACGGUGCGCUGGAAGCUGUGUGCCCGUUUCAUAGGCGCAGUCGUGUCAGCCAAUGCAAAAAGUACAUAGCCCACAAAUCUGAUUCUCAAGCUGAGAAGGACUUGGAUUACAAAGCGCUUUUGCAUUGGUGCGCGCAGGCUAGGACUGUGAAUCGCCAAAGACAUCAUGUUGGCAUGUCUGUGCUGCCCCGUGCUGCGCUUGCCGAGCUUGCUAUGGAUGUGAUUGAAGCUCAGCGGAUUGAUGAAGGACCUUCAGACCUUCCAACACCUGAUGAUGAACUGGACAAAGCUGCUGGGCCCGAAGAGCAUCCACCUAAUUCCGCAGGCAGUGUGCCUGCAGUGACCAGGUUCUGCUUCGAGCGAGUCAUCCAGUUCAGACUCCAGCAGCAGUGCGUCCGAAACCAGUAG
This is a messenger RNA of Symbiodinium pilosum, 4275 nucleotides long. NCBI's taxonomy places the organism in Eukaryota, Dinophyceae, Suessiales, Symbiodiniaceae. The record is from the annotation of a GenBank genome assembly.